AUGACAAAAUCGAAAGAAUUUGUCGAUGAUUAUGGGAAAAUUGAUGGAGACGAUGGUAAUUCGAAGAAAACAGGCUCGAAAUUCGAAAGGCACAAACAUGGAACCUUGUUCGUCGUGAUGAUUGCCUAUUUCCUCGAUUGUAUGCUUAUAACAGUCGUCGGUAUGUGAUUUUAGAUAGUUUUUGUCUCGAAUUUUCAGAGCUUCAUAACUAAAAAAAAAAAUUUUUUUGAUUGUCGAAGAGCAAGAGGUUGUUUUGAAGGAAUAAGGUUCUAUCAAAACUAUAUUUUUAGUUCCAAUUCUUCCCGAUUUCCUGACAAAAAUGUACAAUGAGCAAGAAAUCAAUACCAGUCACAGAUGGCUCCGGGAAACGGCUGAUGAAGCCGACGCACGAUGGCAUUCUCUUGGGAUCGGGUAUAUUCUCUGCACUAAGCCGUUGAUGCAACUUAUUGUCAACUUCUUCGCAGGUCCAUUAACCAAAAAGUAGGUAUUAUAUUGUUUUAGGUAUAACUAACAUCAAAAUUCUUGGUUUUUACGAUUUUUUUGUAUUUGAUUGUUUUUAGAAUUGGCUAUUCAAUCCCUAUGCUAGCAGGAUUUGUCAUAACACUGUUCUCGAUCAUGAUGUUUGCGAUUUCUCGGUCAUUCUGGAUGCUGGUUGCCGCGAGAUCCAUUCAAGGAGUCGGGUCGGCAUUUACGGUCGCUUCUGGUAUGGGAAUGCUUGCUAAGGCCUACAACGACGACGACCAUGAACGUGGAAGGGCUAUGGGAAUUGCGUUGGCCGGGGUGAGCGUUGGGUUGAUGGCUGGACCACCUUUCGGCGGGUUUUUAUAUCAUUAUGGAGGGAUCUUCGCACCUUUCGGAGUUUUGGCCGGAAUAACGCUACUGGCUAUCGGUAAGCUGCAUUCUUUGUUUUAUGGCACUCUGUAGGGUUUUCUGGUACUUAUUUUUCGUAAAAGUUCCUCUAGAUUUGGGUGAAUUUUAAAUUAUUCAUAUUAUACUUGAUUUUCAGUUAUCGAAAUCGUUCUUCUUCAUCCUAAGAUCGAAGAACAGCAGACCAAGGCCUCAUCGUUGCUUCAAGUCCUCUCCGACCAUCAAGUCAUCAUCACCGCGUUGGCUAUUGCGGUUUGCAAUUUUGGAAUGGCGACAACAGAGCCCACAAUUCCCCUUUGGAUCCAGCGAACUUGGAGUGCCGGUCCAACACUUCAAGGGUUGAUAUUUUUUCCCUCGUCUGUUGCAUCCGCAAUCUGCUCAACGUAUUUUGAACCCACGUUGGAGCGAAUGGGCCGUUGGCUGUCGGCGAUGAUUGGGCUUGGAAUCACGGCAGUCUGCGCCCUGGUUAUCCCACACAUGCCCAAUUAUUAUUGCCUCUUGUUGCCGGUUUUUGUUCUUGGAUGGGGAGUUGCAAUGACUCAAGCGUCCAUGUUCCCAACAAUCAGUCGAGUGGUCGAUGCGAGACAUCAAAAUGCAUAUGGAGUUGCGUUUGCCAUAGCCGACUCCGCAGUUUGCUUAUCAUUCGCCGUAGGCCCGUCAAUGUCGGAGAGUUUGGUCAAAAUUAUUGGAUUUGAUAAGUAAGGAGGUUUUAUUUUCUCUCCGCUCUACUUUAAGUGCCAAAGAAGUCUUCUCGGAUAUUGUUUUAGACAUUUUUUUACGAUUUCUUGUAAUUUUAUCCGAUUUCUUGUAUGUUUGACGAUUUUUCGCUUCUAAUUUUUAUUUUAUAGAACGCUCAUGGUCACAGCUGCUGUCUGCAUAGCGUUUAUGCCAUUUCUACUUUUUCUCCGGACCAUAAAACCAAGAAACGACGAGGAAGAAGAGGAAAAAGAGCAAGAGAAAGAAGAAAAACCAGAAAAAUAUUAG
Molecule: messenger RNA, 1851 nt
Organism: Bursaphelenchus xylophilus (pine wood nematode)
Lineage: Eukaryota; Metazoa; Nematoda; Chromadorea; Rhabditida; Aphelenchoididae
Source: the annotation of a GenBank genome assembly